AUGAUUGCUGCAUUGGAGGCCAUAGCCAUUGCUGCUAACUUGGUGAAUAGUUCUGAUGUGGAGAAUAACCUUGAUUCUGAGGUGAAUAGCUCUGAUGUGGAGAAUGACCACCAUUGUGGUUACUAUUCUUUGACUAACAUGCUCGAGAAAAUCUCUUAUGAGAUCAAGCUUGUGGCAUCCCCUGAUGGAGGAUCCAUCUUGAAGAGCACAAGCAAGUACCACACCAAAGGUGACCACGAGAUCAAGGAAGAGCAAAUUAAGGCUGGUAAAGAAAAGGAUGUGGGUCUUUUCAAGGCUGUUGAGGGCUACCUCUUGGCAAAUCCUGAUGGCUAUAACUAA
Molecule: messenger RNA, 339 nt
Organism: Quercus robur (English oak)
Lineage: Eukaryota; Viridiplantae; Streptophyta; Magnoliopsida; Fagales; Fagaceae
Product: major allergen Pru ar 1-like
Exons: 3
Coding region: 1-339 (112 amino acids)
Biological process (GO): abscisic acid-activated signaling pathway
Cellular component (GO): nucleus; cytoplasm
Molecular function (GO): protein phosphatase inhibitor activity; abscisic acid binding; signaling receptor activity
Source: RefSeq, a predicted model, not a curated record